Molecule: messenger RNA, 546 nt
Organism: Thermothelomyces thermophilus ATCC 42464
Lineage: Eukaryota; Fungi; Ascomycota; Sordariomycetes; Sordariales; Chaetomiaceae
Exons: 8
Coding region: 1-546 (181 amino acids)
Source: RefSeq, a predicted model, not a curated record
AUGCCAGGCAUCGUGGCAUGCCGGUUAGGUAGGCCGAACCCUAGGGCAUCUGAGCGACUCAUUGUAACGCAGUCCUGGAAUAUCCAGCGAUACUCGAUUCAUACCACUGCAAACUACACGACCUGCGCGCGAAGGACCUCGUCUGUUCUCGAUGAUGUUCUUAAUCUCGCAGUACUGCCCUUGUUGGGGAUGGUCAACGAGGAGUUCAGAAUCUGCCGGGCGCAGGAAUCGCCUGGAAACACGCUUUACGUCCGAGAUGCCGUGUGGACAUGCCCGUGUAACACGACACCGUCGCUGGGCCAGGUGCCUCUUCGUCUGAUGAUAUGCAUACAGAAAGUGCAAUACGAAAGCGCAAGUACGAUGAUGUAUGCGACUACCCAAGGCCAACCGCCGGAUCGCACCGUCUUGCGCGACACUCUCUCCACCGGAGCUCUCACGAUCAAGUCUAUUGGGCAGGACGUGGUCAGAACUCCGAAGCUUCUCUCGUCUCCGACGCUGACUGACCGCGAGUUGGCUCGCUGGCUGGCUGGCCGACUGGUUGAAUGA